AUGUUGUUUUUCAGCUCUCGCAAGCUUGCCCUCAAGCAUCGUCGUUUUCCGCUCGUCACAGCGCCGUUGAAAUGGAUCGGGCUCACCGAAGAGUCAUCCAAAGCGCUCCAGCCUCCAAACCCUCCGGAACCUGGCCCAUCGGCCCAGGCAGCGCAUAACGAGGACCGUGAUAUGGACGAGGAUGCUCAGUCGGACGAUGGCAGCACGGAGUACACCAGUUCUGAGGGUAGCCGCUCACCUUCCUACUCCCCACCACCUCCACGGCAACCCACGAUCCCCCGUCCUACUCCAUGGUUCGAACGACCUUACGAAGACACCCCCGAACCGCCCCUUCCACCUCUCCGAUUCGACGUCUCCGCCCACGCCAGAAAGUUCGAACGCGAACUGAUGAGAUCCCCCGUCAAGAACCCGCAGCAAGAGAUUUUCGUCCGAGAGCUCAAGCGGCUCGGUCAACAACAGCAAUGGAACCGUACCCUCAACGCCGCACGUGCCUUUGCUGCCACCGGUAUCAACCUCGAGGAGCGCGGCCAGGAGCGCCAGAGGAGGGCGCGAGACAAGGCGGCUGCGGCUGCGAGGGCGGCUGCGGAGAGGGAGCUGAAGAGGCAGAAGAUGAUGGCGAGGAAGCUUCCUCCCCAGCGUCCUCUUGAUAUCUUGCAAGGCGGAGCGUAUGUGUUGCCAUCGGUGCGCGCCCAUCGAGCCCAGGAGGCCGCCGGAGGUGCCGGAGGUGCCGGCACUAGCGCUGGUGCUGGACCUUCGCGUCCCCGCACGGCGUUUGGACAACCUGAACCACAGCCUAGUCCUCCCAGACGUCCACGCAUACCAUACGUUGACCCUAAACCGUUGAUGCGUGCUCGCCUCAGCGAUCUUCAUCGCAACGUUGUGGUCGGCUUCCGCCGUAGCCCUCGCAAGGCCAAGAGAACCACCAGGAAUUGA
Messenger RNA from Coprinopsis cinerea okayama7#130, 933 nucleotides. RefSeq lists its product as hypothetical. The coding region runs from base 1 to 933 and encodes 310 amino acids. The record is from RefSeq and is a predicted model, not a curated record. The transcript has a single exon. Lineage: Eukaryota; Fungi; Basidiomycota; Agaricomycetes; Agaricales; Psathyrellaceae.